This is a messenger RNA of Effrenium voratum, 2254 nucleotides long. The record is from the annotation of a GenBank genome assembly. NCBI's taxonomy places the organism in Eukaryota, Dinophyceae, Suessiales, Symbiodiniaceae.
AGCCAUAAAUGUUUGAACGCCUUGCUUCUGAGCCAUGCAGCCGGGGCUGCUUUUAGCUUUGCUCUUGCCGAAGGCAGCAGGAGUGCCGGUAACCGGCUCCCCUGAGUGCCCGUGCGUGGAUGUGGAGUCCGGGGGCUAUGGCCGUGGCUGCGCUGCACACGACAUCAACAACUCAGCGUACCCGCAGUGCAUGUCCGACGCUCCUCCCGGCUGGUGCGGCGACAUGUGGUGCUAUGUCAACAGGAGCAACUGCUUAGUGACCAACGAGGUGAGCAUCUCGCCUACCGCCCCCCCUGCCUAUUGGAGCUACACCACCUGCGGUUACCGGGACCUUUUUUCCUUGAACAACAUCACGGACAGCAUCCGGGGCCAGACCCUCCGGGUGCUUUUCAUCGGCAACACUGGAGGCUGGAAAGGCAACUACUGUACCGACAACGGGCAGAUCUGUGUAAAUCAGCGCGGCUACGGACCUGUACAGCGAAUUCUCGACUCCAUGACCCGCUCAUCAGGCUUCAAUUUACAUCAGCUGAACGAAGCUCCAGAAGCUGUCCGGGAGCACAUGGCGCGAGUCAAUCCAACUGGCUCCCAGUUUGACCUUUGCACGUGGGCCACCGGCAUGGGCUUCGUUGACAUCUGCGGGUGCUCCAUGGUGAUGCUCCCCAGGCGAACUGACGCGAGCCCCUUCUUGACCCUUUGGACGGAGCCCGUGGUGCUGGUGGGGCCUUUGCGCGGCAACCAAGGCCUCGGCGGAGACUUUGGGGCCAUGCUGGGCAAGGCGUUCCGACCUCUGAGCCCGGGGCUCUGGGGGCUUGCUGUGGUAGUGGCCUUGUCCAUGUCCUUCCUCAUCACAAUGUUCGAGAAGACUGAGGGAGGCCAGUUCGAGGAUGUGGAGCAUGGUGAAUCCUUUGGCUCUGGCCUCUUCAUGGCCUUCUUCAGCCUGGUGACCUUUGAGGUGCAGUUCGCACCCCAGACGGUGGGAGGGCGCAUUGUUUCCUUGGGCCUGGCGUUCAUCCUGAUUUUGCUGGUCAGCGGCUACACUGCAAGCUUGACCUCCUUCCUGGUGGUGGACAAUCGCCUCAGCUCCACCGUCAGUGACCUGAAUGGUGCGAUUCGGCUGGGCCUCAAGAUUUGCGCCCAUCGCUCAGACAGCGUGCAGCUGUUGCUGAACGGCGUCAAGGAGGAGAAUGUGGUGAUCCAGCAGAGCCGGUCAGUGGUGUUACCUUCCGUUUCGGAGGGAGCCUGCGACCUGGCUGUGGUCCGGCAGGAGGACCUGGAGGCGUCACAGGCCCAGAACGGUGGCUCCUUCUGCCAACUGACGAGGAUAGGAGAUCCCGUCACCACAAGUUGGACAGGGAACUUGCGCAGAGAAACUAGGUUUUCACAGCAGAUGGUGAGCGGGUGGAUUGGGCAUGAUCGGCAUCGCCGUCUCCAAGAAGUGGUCCUGGGCGUUGCAAUACGCCAUGACCUCUGCAGAGCAAGAGGGGCUCGUGCUACAGGCGCAGAGCGCGUACAAGCCGCAGGACUUUUGCUCCGCUGUGGCGGCAGAGGCGGAGGCCACGGCGGAGCCACCCUCACUGCAGGUCGAAGGUAUGGCUGGACCCUUCGUCCUCACCAGCGCCAUUGCGGGCUUUGGGGUCUUGGUUCAUUUGACCAAGGCUCAGAUCGACAAGCGGCGCAGGGGCAGAAAGAGCCAGCGCGAAAAGAGUCAGCGUGAGAAGAUGAACCCGGAGGUCACAGACGCCACAGACACCUUUGAAGACGUCGGGCAAGAAGCCGCGAAGCCAGUGCUUCCGGAGUUGCAAGUUGAAGCAGCGGGGGCAGCGCAAGCAGGAACAAAGAGCCUCGCGCGCGAUGAGGUCAACGCCAAAGAGGAUGAGGUCGAGGACUGCUUGCAAGUGAGUCCCAUUUAACACAACUUGAUGUGAAUAGCUCCAGCAUAUUUGGGAUGCUUCCCAAACAAAGUUGAUGGGGUUGGCUUUUUUCCCAGUCGGGAAGUUUCAAUCCGCCAGUUCUAAAUGCAGCUGGCGCCACUUUGUCCACUUUGUCGCUGUCCGGACAGUCGCGGGUCCGGCUCGUCUUGUUCAAACUUGGAAUUUUAAGCCGAGCAACCAGGAUCCGUGUUUUUUUUCAGACCUGCACACAGAGAACGUGUGACAUCGCCCGCAAUGAAUUCAUGAGAGGAUGUUUUCCUGGCGGCCUAGUAACUGGCCGGGACGAGUUUUCAUCAGAGAUCGGAGAAGGAGCAAAGGAGACA